Plectropomus leopardus (leopard coralgrouper) is the source of this 2714-nucleotide messenger RNA. Lineage: Eukaryota; Metazoa; Chordata; Actinopteri; Perciformes; Serranidae. The record is from RefSeq and is a predicted model, not a curated record.
CCAGAACAUAUGUGAUGACCUCUUCAGGCUGGAAGCAAGUUGCUGUCCCAAGAGACAGACUUCAAGUGUCUGUGCCUUGUUCCCAUGAGAUCCCUCUGCCGAAGACGAGCGUAGACAGAGGUUAGCCACGGCUGCAAGAUCAUCACCAAAUACAAUAAGGACCCAGAUUUCCUCCCCCGCGCUCCUGCAGCAUCAAGUUCACACUCCCAGCUAGAUCCACCGUGUAGCAGCCAUGUCUGUAGCGGGGCUGAAGAAGCAAUUCCACAAAGCCACUCAGAGAGUGAGCGAGAAAGUUGGAGGUGCAGAAGGAACGAAGCUCGAUGAUGACUUCACCGAAAUGGAAAAGAAGAUGGACACCACCUCCCGUGCAGUGAUGGACAUCAUUGCCAAGACCACUGAGUAUCUGCAACCAAACCCAGCCACCAGAGCCAAGAUGAGCAUGAUGAAUUCCAUGUCACGUAUGCGGGGACAGGAGAAGGGGCCGGGCUACACGCAGACUGAGACCAUCCUUGGAGAGUCCAUGCAGAGGUUUGGCAGGGAGCUUGGAGAGGAGUCUAACUUCGGCCUUGCUCUGAUUGAUGCUGGGGAAGCCAUGCGAGAGCUUGGAGAGGUUAAGGAUGCUCUGGACAUGGAGGUCAAGCAGAACUUUAUUGAUCCACUGCAGAAUCUCCAUGAAAAAGAUCUCAAGGAGAUUCAGCAUCACCUGAAGAAAAUGGAGGGUCGCCGUCUGGACUUUGAUUAUAAGAAGAAACGUCAGGGCAAAGUGACAGAAGAUGAGAUCAAACAGGCGUUAGAGAAGUUUGACGACUCCAAGGAGAUUGCUGAGCAGAGCAUGUUCAACUUGUUGGAGAGUGAUAUUGAACAGGUGAGCCAGCUCUCUGCACUGGUACACGCUCAGGUGGAGUACCACAGCCGGGCUGCUGAGAUCCUCACACAGCUCUCCAGUAAGAUUGAUGAACGGAUAAGGGAAACUUCUAACAAACCGAGGAAAGAGUUCGCUCCUAAACCACGUACAUCUCUGGACUUCUCCAUCAGUGAGAACCACAAUGGAGGCAUCCACAGUGCUCGCUCGCCAGGGGCGAGGUCUCCAGCAAGAUCUCCAGCUAGGUCUCCAGCCCCCAUGGACCAGCCCUGCUGUCGUGCACUGUACGAUUUUGACCCCGAGAAUGAAGGUGAGCUAGGCUUCAAGGAAGGAGAUAUCAUCACCCUGACCAAUAAGAUCGAUGACAACUGGUAUGAGGGGAUGCUGCACGGCAACUCUGGCUUCUUCCCCAUCAACUAUGUGGAUAUCCUGGUGCCACUGCCCCACUAGGAGGUCACCAUGACCAGCUGUGUCUACAACAGUGGUGAAACAGAUCCUGGCCUCCAGUCCCUCCCACCAGUAUUCCCGGUAACCUUUUCCUUAACAUUCCUAACAAACACCUGUGCUCCGCUUUAAAGGAGUCAAAACAGCAACAACACAAUAACCAAUGAAGAUUGAUGGCGAAUUAAAGCAAGUAUGCACCAAUUGAGCAUAAGAACUUUAAAUGAGGAAAAAUCCCUGUUUAUGUCGUUGCUUCCCCCUUAUCCCAGGAGGUUCUUUCAGGCUUCCAUAAUCGUUUUAUCCAAUACUGUCCCGGCUUUUGUCUCGGUUUGAGUUGGCUGUCAGUCCGUUAUAAUUUCCGUGAGUUUAUCAAAGCUGCUUUUCAAAAUCACACUUUUCUCCCAUUCACUGUACUUUGUGGAAACCUCUACAGUAGAUAGAAACUUUUCUCUCACAUACAAGGAAAAAAAAAAAAUCGGUCCAUGUGCUUUAUGUUUGUUAGAGACUCUAGGUCAAGCAUGGUUUCAAGUGUUUAACGUUUUAUCUUAUAAAAAAAUAUGAGCCGAUUUUGUUUUGUUUUGAAUAGUCCUCUUUUUUAAUGGUAGUUGUCUUUCGGCGUCCAAAAUUCUGUUCAAAGGAUGUCCUCACCAUUUAACUAUUCAGAGUUUUGACAGAAGUUGUAGACUAGAUUCAUCUAGUUGAUAACUAACAACCAAGGUUAUUCACUGUAUUUUGAUUUUCUCACAUAUCAACAUGUGCGUGUGAUUGGUCAUAUGUGAUUUAGAUACCAAAGUUAUCUGCAUAAACCAGAGUCAACUCCAAUUUUAGCUUCCAGACCGUCGGGGAAUCUGUUCAAUGCAACAGGGUGAAGCUUUGCAAUCUCUAGUUCUUUGGUAUUUUUAUCAGGAGGGGCGAAAACCGUAUUCCUAAGUAUGUGACAUUACCUAUCUGAGCCAGUGAUUAGUGGAGUGUGACAUGAUUUGCAAAAACACAAGUUGUGAAGCUUAAACAGUUUGAAGUGACGUGAGAAAACUCUGGUGCAUAAGUUUAAAUCCUCCAGUGUGUAUUUUAGCAGCAGCUUGUGUGAAAAAUGGUCGAUGUAUUGUGAUCUAAUAACUUAUAGGACUGCUCAUUGGGGCAACUGUUGAAGGUGUAGCACUUUUUCGCUGCAUCCCUACUAGUCCGUAUUAGUAUUCUGUAGUAUAGCUGUCUAUAAGCCAUUGAUUAAGACGAAACUAGACAUAGCCAAGAGUGCACAAAUGGCUGAACCGAAUGAAUAAUAAUCACUUUUUGUCUUGGUGGAAAUGUUAAUUUAUUGGAAUGAUGCAACUUAAACUAAAAACCCCUUUUCUCCAACAUAAUGAAGACUAAAAGCUGCAAGUUUACCCUCUCCAUGUCAUGUUAGACCCCA